GGGAGAUGGGGCUCGUGACUACCUCCCAGGUGUUCUCUCUGGGUCUAUCCCUUCUUCCCUCAUUCUGACUCUGCCUCUUGAUUUGCAAAGAUGAUGUGCGGAGGGACUUCGGCCACGAAACCGGCCACAGCUGAAACGCAGCGGAUUGCUGAUGAGGUAAAGACACAGCUCGAAGCCAAAGAAAAUAGGAAGUUUCCAGUCUUUAAGACGAUGGAAUUUAAAAGUCAAGUGGUCGCUGGAACAAACUACUUUAUUAAGGUUCAUGUUGGUGAUGAGGAAUUCAUACAUAUUCGAGUAUUUGAAAGUCUCCCUCAUGAAAACAAGCCAUUGCUUCUCUCCAGUUACCAAACCAACAAAACCAAGGAUGAUGAACUGGUCUAUUUUUAAUGCAUCAUCACUUUGAACAGUUGUUCUUUGUUCUUUCAUAUGGUUAUAUGAUAUGCAUCAUAUGAGCAGAAAUUAAAAUUUAGGACAAUAAAAGGAAUUUGGUAUAUAACAAA
Antechinus flavipes (yellow-footed antechinus) is the source of this 500-nucleotide messenger RNA. It is a transcript of the gene CSTB, whose product is annotated as cystatin B. Lineage: Eukaryota; Metazoa; Chordata; Mammalia; Dasyuromorphia; Dasyuridae. Gene Ontology annotation, molecular function: cysteine-type endopeptidase inhibitor activity. The record is from RefSeq and is a predicted model, not a curated record. Gene Ontology annotation, cellular component: cytosol. The transcript is spliced from 3 exons. The coding region runs from base 91 to 387 and encodes 98 amino acids.